Messenger RNA from Penicillium hordei, 978 nucleotides. Its product is annotated as aldo/keto reductase family protein. Gene Ontology annotation, molecular function: oxidoreductase activity. The record is from RefSeq and is a predicted model, not a curated record. The transcript has 2 exons. The coding region runs from base 1 to 978 and encodes 325 amino acids. Lineage: Eukaryota; Fungi; Ascomycota; Eurotiomycetes; Eurotiales; Aspergillaceae.
AUGAUUAACACCGUCAAAAUCGUAUAUGGUGGCUUUUUCGUCAAAUACAGAGGCCACACUCUAGAGACGGUAGAGGAGAUCUUGCAUUACUUGGAAAAUGAAGGGGUCCAAACCAUUGACACAGCUGAGAUAUAUGGUGAGAGUGAAGAGUUCCUAGGUAUGGCGGGUGCCGCAACCCGCUUCACCAUCGACACCAAAUUUAGCGGAGGGCUAUCGCAGCUGGAGCCAACGGAGGAGAAAACUGUGAAGAGUUGCGAAGAGAGUUUGAAAAAACUGAAAACCAGCAGUGUUGAUGUUUUUUACAUACAUGCACCAUGUCGUGGCACGCCAGUUAAAAACAUCCUGUCAGGGAUCAAUACGCUGUACAAAACGGGCAAAUUCAAAAGAUUCGGGUUGUCAAAUUUCAACGCAGAUGAGGUCGAAGAGGUUAUUGGUGUGGCGAGAGAAAACAACUUUGUGAUACCUUCCGUUUACCAGGGCAACUACAACGCCAUUUCUCGGCGUACCGAGACAGAACUCAUGCCAGUUUUGCGUAAGUGGAACAUUGCGUUCUAUGCAUACAGUCCAAUUGCAGGUGGAUUUCUGGCCAAAGCUCCCGAACAACUCCUGGCCGGUGGAAAGGGACGGUGGGACCCAUGCGGCACUUACACGGCCAAGAUGUACAAUGCCUUGUACAACAAACCUUGCAUGUUGAAAGCACUGGCAGAUUUUGUACAGUUGUCAAAGGAUACUGGGAUCUCGCAGGCAGAGUUGGCCUACAGAUGGGUGGCACACAAUUCCCAACUUCGGCCGGAGCUGGGGGAUGGGAUCAUCAUCGGGGCACGCUUUGGUCCCCAGUUAGAGGAGGCUCUAAAUGGAGUCAAGAAGGGCAGACUUAGUGCUGAGGUGGCCGAGAGGAUUGAUGCUCUUUGGGAAGGGGUUAAGGACGAAUCACCGUUGGAUAAUUUUGAGGGCUUCAUAUCCAACUAUCUGACCUAG